AAAGUGAUAUCGGCUCAGUUUGUCGUCGAUCGUUUUUCGUACGUUUAAACACGGUUUGUUUUUAAAUUCAACUUCGUUCUUGUGUACGUGGAUCCGAAGAUAUGUGUGGAAUUUUUGGUUAUAUUAAUUAUUUGACUCCAAGGAGCAGAAAGGAGAUUCUUGAGCUUUUGGUGAACGGUUUAAAAAGAUUGGAAUAUCGUGGAUAUGACUCAGCGGGCGUUGCCAUUGAUUCUCCAGAUAAAACCAUGACCCUCAUUAAAAAGACCGGGAAAGUCGCUUUACUCGAAGAAGAAAUUAAUAAGCUAAAAGAAUCUGAAGUAGACAUGGAUGAUAAAAUUGAUACUCAUUGUGGAAUUGCACAUACUCGUUGGGCUACUCACGGCGUUCCAAGUGAAAUUAAUUGCCACCCUCAACGUUCCGAUGAAGAAAACGCAUUUUUGGUGGUUCACAACGGCAUCAUCACCAAUUACAAAGAAGUCAAAGUGUUCCUCCAAAACAAAGGAUUCUGUUUUGAAAGCGACACAGACACCGAAAUUAUCGCCAAAUUAAUUCUUCACUUUUACAACAUUCACCCGAAUUAUUCAUUUAGAGAACUCGUCGAACAAGUUGUUCAACAAAUGGAAGGAGCGUUCGCUUUGUGUUUUAAAUCAAAACAUUUCCCGGGUGAAUGUGUUGCAACUCGUCGAGGAUCACCCCUUUUGGUGGGAAUUAAGACCAAGAAUCGUUUAUCGACCGAUUACGUCCCGAUUUUGUAUAGCAAGGAUGAAACCUCUCAGAAAAAAGACGAACCGAUCUCAAAAGUAUACGAAGUGAUUGAAUCAGAAGAAUCCGACAACACUCAUUCAGAUCACCGCCCCCACGGCCGCGGAGAUAUGCCAUUAUUACCCCGCACCGAAUCCACAUCCGAAUUUCAACCAUUAGAAGACAACGAAGUUGAGUAUUUCUUCGCCUCCGACGCUUCCGCCGUCAUCGAACACACAAAUCGUGUGAUUUAUUUCGAAGAUGACGAUGUAGCCGCCGUUAAAGACGGGGCUUUAAGCAUUCAUCGCUUGAGAAGAUCAUUGGAUGAUCCUCAUUCCCGCGAGAUUACCACCUUAAAAAUAGAACUCCAACAAAUUAUGAAAGGCAAUUACAGCCAUUUUAUGCAAAAAGAAAUUUUCGAACAACCCGAAUCUGUUGUUAAUACUAUGAGGGGAAGAGUUAAUUUUGAAAAUCACACUGUAACCCUUGGUGGUAUAAAAGAUUACGUUCAAGAGAUAAAAAGGUGCCGCAGAUUAAUGUUAAUCGGUUGCGGUACAAGUUACCAUAGCGCAAUCGCUACCAGACAACUUUUAGAAGAACUCACCGAACUCCCUGUGAUGGUCGAAUUGGCGAGCGACUUUUUAGAUCGCACCACUCCAGUUUUUAGAGACGACGUUUGCUUCUUUAUUUCGCAAUCGGGCGAAACUGCCGACACCUUAAUGGCUUUGCGUUAUUGCAAAUCCCGCGGGGCUUUAAUCGUCGGGAUCACAAACACCGUGGGGAGCUCGAUUUGUCGCGAAUCCCAUUGCGGAGUUCACAUUAACGCCGGACCGGAAAUUGGAGUCGCUUCAACAAAAGCUUACACAAGCCAAUUUAUUUCUUUGGUCAUGUUCGCUUUGGUUAUGUCCGAGGAUCGUAAUUCUUUAGCGAAGAGAAGACGUGAAAUUAUCGAAGGAUUACAAAUUAUUGACGAGCAAAUUCGCACGGUUUUACAGUUGGAUAAGGAGGUUGAAGAAUUGGCCAAGGAUUUGUAUCAACAGAAAUCACUUUUAAUUAUGGGGCGUGGAUUUAAUUUCGCAACUUGUUUGGAAGGUGCCUUGAAAGUAAAAGAAUUAACUUACAUGCACAGUGAAGGAAUCAUGGCUGGCGAAUUAAAACAUGGACCAUUGGCUUUAAUUGAUAACCAAAUGCCGAUUUUAAUGAUUGUUAUGAGAGAUCCGGUUUAUAUUAAAUGCAUGAAUGCUCUACAACAGGUAACUGCCCGUGAAGGAAGACCAAUAAUAAUUUGCGAACAAGGUGAUGAUGAAACGGCAAAAUUCGCGUACAGAUCUCUUCAAAUCCCUCACGCAGUUGACGCAUUGCAAGGUAUUUUAACGGUUAUCCCAAUGCAACUGUUGAGUUACCACAUUGCCAUGCUCAGAGGUUGCAAUGUUGAUUGUCCAAGAAAUUUAGCAAAGAGCGUAACCGUUGAGUAAAAAAAAAAAACAAAUUUUUGUUUCUACGCUGGAGUUUGCAUUCUUUUUCUAUUCCGCAUACAUCCGUAUUUAAUCCAUUUUAUAAUAGGAUAUAAAGCUUUUUUUGUAAGUCUACUUUUCUUUCGGUUGAUGGAUGAUAUCUUUUUUUUUAAUUAGUUCUAUGCUAGAUGAGAGUAUAGAGGUUAAGUGAAAGAAUUUUUGAUAAGUGAAAAAGUUUAAUCGCCUCAUAUUUUUUUUAUUUGAUAACAGUAUUCUUUUUCUAUACCUUCUUUUAUAAAUUAUUUUUGAACGUUUUGUUAUUUGAGAAGACAAAAAAAAUAUGGGGGAAAUAUAAAAUAUUAUAUUACGGUCUACACACGAGAUUUUAUAUCUACUUAUUCCUUCGUUUAAUAUUUUUAAUAUAUGUCAUGUUUUUUUUCUUUUUUUUGAUCUUAUGAAUGUUUUUGUAUCUCCAAAAUUUUAUAUAGAUUUUUUUUUUAUUUAAGAUAUAUUUUGUAAAGAGAAAAAAUAUUGUAUUGUUCCUAUGUUUUUGAAAAAAAUAUGUAUAAAUAAAAUUUUUAUUGUUACC
This is a messenger RNA of Onthophagus taurus, 2784 nucleotides long. RefSeq names its product glutamine--fructose-6-phosphate aminotransferase [isomerizing] 2. Gene Ontology annotation, biological process: UDP-N-acetylglucosamine metabolic process; carbohydrate derivative biosynthetic process; fructose 6-phosphate metabolic process. The record is from RefSeq and is a predicted model, not a curated record. NCBI's taxonomy places the organism in Eukaryota, Metazoa, Arthropoda, Insecta, Coleoptera, Scarabaeidae. Gene Ontology annotation, molecular function: carbohydrate derivative binding; L-glutamine:D-fructose-6-phosphate transaminase (isomerizing) activity.